This is a messenger RNA of Filobasidium floriforme, 2304 nucleotides long. RefSeq lists its product as uncharacterized. The record is from RefSeq and is a predicted model, not a curated record. Bases 1 to 2304 code for a protein of 767 amino acids. The transcript is spliced from 7 exons. NCBI's taxonomy places the organism in Eukaryota, Fungi, Basidiomycota, Tremellomycetes, Filobasidiales, Filobasidiaceae.
AUGCACGUGGAACCAGAGCCUCUGUCGCCCUUCAGCGGCGGAGACUACGAAACGAAUGUCUACAUACAUCCUUACGAUGCAUUAGGAGAUCGCGACGGAGACAUCGAGAUCGAUCCCGAUCUUCUGGCAGAUGAAGGGAACGGGCUCGUAGUCGACAUGAGUCCGGGUCCAACUUGGCCGACUUCUUACGCCGACGAUUACCAUUCCUCCACUCAGCCCAUGCAUCAAUACCAGGAAUAUCUUGCUUUAUCGAACGAUCCUAUUCAGCAAGCCCUCAAGUCGUUCACUCAGCAAGCAACCAUGCCGAAUGCCCAAAUCCAAAAUGGUGGAUCAGCCCAUGCCAUCGUUUCUCCAGCUCAGCUAUUUCAGCCGUCUGCUCGCGCCGUGAUCGCUCCUACACCAUCGCCAACCAUUCCAACCGCGUCUAGCGGCACCAAAGCCAAGGAGCCUCGAGCUCGAAAAGCGUCGAUGCCUAUCAAGGGCGAGCCGUCUCAAAAGGCUGCCUCGCCGACCAUCGCCAAUCUCGCUUCUCAAAGACCUUCCAAAUCACAAUCUCCUCCACUCUCGACGCCAACGACGAAAAAGGCUACCGAGACUGCCGCUUUCGACAAGCUCAAGAAGGACUUCCUCAAUCCGAGCUCCAAAUAUGGCUGGCAUGGCCGUUUCGAGGACGGAAAGACCAAUCCUCUGGACGAGAUGACCAAGUACAUUUCCGACAAGAAUAUGGUCAUGACUGCUACUCAAACCGCCGAGUUUGCGACUCUCGCAUAUUCUGGGAUCCCGACAGCAUAUACACGAGCUUGGAAGACGCACGAUCAAGGCCUCAAACUUCUUUCGUCUCUGCUCAAUCGAGUGGUAGAGGGAUUGACUGCCGCUCCGACCGGCCAUUGGGCUAAAGCCGCUUACAAGAUGACAGAUCUCCUCAAGAAGAUCUCUCCGGCCUUAGACGAGUUGGGAAAGUAUAGUCUUGUUGCUGCUAUGCGAGCUGUUCAGAAAGCAGCCGGCAUCGACAAAGAAUUGAAGAAGUAUGCCAGGGAAGGCGUUGAAGCUCUCAGGCAGGCAGCGACCCAAGAAGUCGAAAGCGACAAUGUUACCGGACAGAAGCGCACAGCUCCUGAGGGGGACCAAAGUGGACUCGCAAAAAAGCCCAAAGUGGAACCCCAGGUCAAAACCCUUGCGCCUCCAGCCAAGACGGUGGUCAAGGUUGCGUCCAAGAGAACGGAUGGAGUAGACAUGUCUGCGUUUGGCUUGACUGCGCCUCAACCGAAAGUCCGAAGAACCGCCGCUCCGCAGAAAGUUGACGCCAUCAGCUCGUUAUUGAGCGGUCUCAAUCCCACGAUGAUGAACGGACAAAGCAAUGCCAAAAUGUCGCAGAGUACGAGUGCGGAUGUGAAGCCUCUCCGAGCUAGCGGCAAGCCUCGCAAGUCGGUCAGGUGGGAACCAGAGGGUCAAUUGGUCAAGAUCAAGUGGAUCGAGAAUCGAGAAAGUGACGAAUACGAAUCGGGAGGUGCCAACAUCACGCAACUUGAAGGGGAAGGAAGAUUUAUGAAACAACAUGGACAGCUGGAGGAGCAGCAAGAGUGGUACGAGCCUUCCGUUCUCGACGGGGUCAAGCCGAUUGCAGAAGUCGAAUCGGACAUGCCGAUGGAUGACCAAACCUCGCUAGCGAACGCGGAGCUUGACGAAAAUGCAGCUGGAUUCUGGGACUUUGAAAACUUUCGGGUUGCAGAUGCCAAAGCACGCGACCCGCAACCGGAACCGGACUCUCAUGUUGACCCCACAGAAGCUCCUCUCGCCCCUCAAGCCCCCGAUCUGCAGACCUUACUGUUGCAGUUGAGCCAGAGACAAGUUGCUAGUAGUUCUGCCGCCUCCGGAUCUGGAACCCCUGCAGGGCUAGGCAACGGCAAUGGUCAUACCGUUCCCGGCUCUGGAAAGUCUGCCCCGUCACUACAACUUGACAUGGAAAGUCUGUCCAAUAUCUUGUCCGCGGUGAGACAAACCGGACCUACAAGCGUUCCGGCGAGGCCCUCUUUCGCUUUAUCUACCGUUGGCACGAACGCGCAGCCGUCUUUCAAUAACAAUCAGUACAGCCGGUACGACCAGCAAAGUUAUCAGAAUCAAGUGCCUCAGAGUUCGUCGUACAAUGUGCAUCAGAGUGUUGCCAACGCGCCUUAUCCAAAUCAUAACGGAUGGACACCACCGCAACAUGAUUAUGGUGGCCAGUCUCAGCCAAGGCGGCGUGCUCGAUUCGUUCCGGGUCAAGACUUUGGCAAAUGCUACAGCCUAAUGAACAGCGGCUUGUAA